AUGGACUAUUAUUCAAUUCAUGGCAAUGACAUUGCCAGUUUUGAUCUAUCAAAUACGCAUCGGCUGCCAACUGUGUCGGCGUCCCAGGUGCUCGAGGAGCUAGAGGAGGAGGGCUCAGAUUGCAUAUCCACGGGUAUCAAGGCUCUCGACGAGACUCUGGUGGCGUUGCCAGCCCCAUCACAGAUAUUUGGUCGUGAAAAGUCUCAGUCUGGUGGUAUCAGACGCGGGCAGGUGACGGAGAUAUGGGGUCCUCCAGGCAGCGGGAAAACAGCUCUGGCAACGCAGUUGGCUGCAAAUGCUCUCAGCAAAGACGGUGGUGCAGUCUGGAUUGAUUGCUUCCAAAAGACACCAGACGAAAGACUAUCAGCUGCGUUGGAAAAGAUGCAACUGAGCAAAGAAACGCAUGCCACAGACCCGGCUUCUGCAGAGCAGGCCUCAAACGGCGAUAACUUCACUCGCUACUCUUGCUUUACGCUCCCUCAUUUUCUGGCGCUCCUAUCGCGCCCAUCUAGCACAACAAUUCCAGUAGGCACAUCUUUGAUAGUUGUCAACUGCGUCUCUGCUUUGAUAAAUUCGGCGCUGCCUCGGUCGCAUGUCAGUAAGCAAAAGACCAAGCAGCCCCCAGGCACCACUCCGUCCGAGAAACGGAUGCAAGCUCUUCAGACCAUAAUGUCGCUCCUCAACAAGCUCGCUGCAACUCGAAACUGCGCCGUCGUGAUCCUGUCCCAGUGCGCCACCAAGAUGCAGUCGGAGCACGGGGCUGCUCUUGUCCCGGCCGUCAACGCAACGGUUUGGGAGCAAGGAAUAUCUACACGAAUCGCCUUAUUCAGAAAUUGGUCUUGGGAGGGCAGAAAACCGCACAGUGUCUUUUUGGCCGGCGUGCAACAAGUGGAUGGUCGCGUGAUGAUGGACGUGGUCGACAACGCCUCAGCAUUCACCGUGGAAUCGAUGGGCGUGCGAGGUGUCGAGUACGAGGCGAGCCAUCCGAUGGAAAUGGCGGCUGCGGCGCAGCAGAAGCGCAAAAUCGGACAGACGGAGCUCGAGGUGCCUGAUAGCGAGGAUGAGGACUAUGGCUGGGCAGACGAAGAUGAGGCUUCUCUUCCGGCACCGCCUCCACAGUGGCAGGGCAGUGAGGAUAUCAUUCUGGGACAGGACGUCGGGCGAAGUGAGGACGAAGAGGAGGCAGAGGAGGAAUACCAUAGCUAUGACGAAACCGAAGGAGCCGAGGACGACGAGGGUGCAUAA
Molecule: messenger RNA, 1245 nt
Organism: Beauveria bassiana ARSEF 2860
Lineage: Eukaryota; Fungi; Ascomycota; Sordariomycetes; Hypocreales; Cordycipitaceae
Product: putative RAD55 protein
Exons: 6
Coding region: 1-1245 (414 amino acids)
Biological process (GO): reciprocal meiotic recombination; DNA repair; meiotic DNA recombinase assembly
Cellular component (GO): replication fork; Rad51B-Rad51C-Rad51D-XRCC2 complex; Rad51C-XRCC3 complex
Molecular function (GO): crossover junction DNA endonuclease activity; four-way junction DNA binding; ATP-dependent DNA damage sensor activity
Source: RefSeq, a predicted model, not a curated record